This is a messenger RNA of Haemorhous mexicanus (house finch), 1069 nucleotides long. RefSeq names its product far upstream element-binding protein 2-like. The record is from RefSeq and is a predicted model, not a curated record. Lineage: Eukaryota; Metazoa; Chordata; Aves; Passeriformes; Fringillidae. Gene Ontology annotation, cellular component: nucleus; cytoplasm. Gene Ontology annotation, biological process: regulation of DNA-templated transcription. Gene Ontology annotation, molecular function: mRNA binding.
AGAGCGGACCCCCAGGACCCCCCCGGGCCGGGGCUGCCCCCCGGGGGGGCGCGGCCGGGGUCGGGGUCAGGGCACUUGGGGCCCCCCCGGGGGGGAAAUGACCUUCUCCAUCCCCACCCACAAAUGUGGGCUGGUCAUCGGCAGAGGGGGUGAGAACGUCAAGGCCAUCAACCAGCAGACGGGGGCGUUCGUGGAGAUCUCGCGGCAGCUCCCCCCAAACGGGGACCCCAACUUCAAACUCUUCGUCAUCCGAGGCACCCCCCAGCAGAUCGACCACGCCAAGCAGCUCAUCGAGGAGAAAAUCGAGGGCCCUCUGUGCCCCGUCGGCCCCGGCCCCGGCCCCGGGGGUCCCCCCGGCCCCGCCGGCCCCAUGGGACCCUUCAACCCCGGACCCUUCAACCAGGGCCCCCCCGGAGCCCCCCCACACCCCGGGGGACCCCCGCCCCACCAGUACCCCCCCCAGGGUUGGGGUAACGCGUACCCCCAGUGGCAGCCGCCCGCCCCCCACGACCCCAGCAAGGCGCCGGCCCCGGACCCCAACGCGGCCUGGGCCGCCUACUACAGCCACUACUACCAGCAGCCCCCCGGGCCCGUGCCCAGCCAGCCCCCCCGCCCGCCCCCGCCCGUGCAGGGAGAGCCCCCCCAGCCCCCCCCCGCCGGCCAGGCCGACUACACCAAGGCCUGGGAGGAGUACUACAAGAAAUUGGGCCAGCAGCCGCAGCAGCCGGGGGCCCCCCCACAGCAGGAUUACACCAAGGCCUGGGAGGAAUAUUACAAAAAACAAGCCGCCCAGGUGGCCUCGGGGGGGGGUCCCGGGGCUCCCCCCGGCCCCCAGCCCGAUUACAGCGCGGCCUGGGCCGAGUAUUACCGGCAAGCAGGCGGCGUACUACGGCCAGAGCCCCGGGGGGGCCGGGCCCGCGGGACCCCCCCCCGGCCCGCGCAGCAGGGACAGCAGGCUCAGUGACCCCUCCCCCAUCUGUGACCCCUCCCCCUCCCCUCCCCCACCCCCCCCCUUUUGUUUUGGGCGAGCGGCCGGAGGGGGGAGGGGCCCCCCAAAAAAAAAAUCCCC